GUCCUACUACGAACGCCUACCCCAUGGGUGUUUAGCUAGAAAGGUAUAAUUAGAAGCUUUCAUCGAUCAUCAUAUAUGGCCUUAAAUUCAAGACCGACACCAUACCCUUUCUCAUUUCUUCUUCCUCUCUCUGUCUUUGCUAAAAAAGGUCCCUGGUGAGACUUACCCUUUUUCUCUUCCUGGGUUUUAGUUCAUACUGAUACAGUCUUAAUCUGUAUCAAAGAUUUUCAUUGAUAUAUACAAGCUUCGUAUAUUUACAGAGUCUGUUUUGUCAAUUUCCUUGGUUCUUCUUAUCAUUUGAUUCAACUUGGGGGAUUCCUAGUUUUGGUAUUGAGGUUUCUUGUAUAUUCGUUAAUUUACAAGAGAUGAAGAGUGGUGGUGGUGCUACUACUCAGAAUCUGAGCACCGUAAAAUUUGUUCCGAAGCUCAUCAAAGUUCAAUUCCAUCAUCUCAUCAAUGUCCUCUCUUAUUUCCUAUUCUUUGGUGUUGGAAUAACCCUUGGGAUGAUCCUCACCUUCUAUCUCAAAGACUUUUCUUUCAGUCUCCAAUUGGCUCAAUUCUCCUUCUCAACUUCUUCCAACCAAAACAUGAUAAUGCCUAGUGUGACAGCUGCACAAACCAAUUUGAGUCACCCCCACCACAUUGGUUUACAGAAAUUUCUGAAGCCCCCUGAGAUUUUGCACGACAUGGACGACGAUGAAUUGCUAUGGAGAGCUUCAAUGGCUCCUAAGAUCUCAGAAUAUCCAUUCCGUCGAGUUCCGAAAGUUGCCUUCUUGUUCUUGACCAAGGGACCUGUUUAUUUGGCCCCAUUGUGGGAGUUGUUCUUCAAAGGGCAUCGAGGUUUCUACACGAUUUAUGUGCACUCCGAUCCGUCUUACAAUGGAUCGUACCCUGAAAGUCCGGUGUUUCAAGGCAGAAGAAUUCCUAGUCAGGAAGUGGAAUGGGGAAAUGUGAACAUGAUUGAGGCGGAGCGCCGCCUAUUGGCAAAUGCAGUACUUGACAUCUCAAACGAACGCUUUGUUCUUCUCUCGGAAUCAUGCAUCCCCCUGCACAACUUCCACACCAUCUAUAACCACCUUAUGAAUUCGAACAAAUCAUUUGUUGAGGUCUAUGACGAUCCAAGUAGUGUUGGCCGGGGGAGAUACAGUCCACACAUGUACCCGAAGGUCUCAUUGUCACAAUGGAGAAAAGGGUCUCAGUGGUUCGAGAUGAAUAGAGAACUUGCCAUUGAAGUUGUUGCAGACAAAAAGUACUUCCCACUUUUCCAGAAGCACUGCAGAGGCUCAUGCUACGCAGACGAGCAUUACUUGCCAACAUUUGUUCAUAUGAAAUUUCCGGCAAAGAAUUCAAAUAAAACCUUGACCUGGUAUGAUUUUUCGAGGGGAGGACCGCACCCUGCAAAGUUCAUAAGAACAGAUGUGACAGUUGAUCUGCUGAAGAGCUUGAGGAAUGGUACCAAAUGUUUAGAUUAUCUAAUGACCGGCAACACUUGUCAUCACCUGUUUGCUAGAAAGUUCACUCCUGGCACUUUGGAGAGACUGCUGUGGUUUGCACCAAAAUUGAUGCAGUUCAACAGAUAGAUAUCUAUACGGUGAUGAUUCAUCAGAUUCAUCAUCACUAAUUUAUUCAUUCUUGGAUUGAUUAAGUGUAGGGUACAAAAUGGAAAUUGGUCUUUCGGAUUAGUUUAGGGUUCUUUAUUUGAAGAUUACACAGAAUACAGUUCUUUAUUUUCUUUGGUCAA
This is a messenger RNA of Argentina anserina (silverweed cinquefoil), 1741 nucleotides long. Its product is annotated as glycosyltransferase BC10-like. The record is from RefSeq and is a predicted model, not a curated record. The coding region runs from base 366 to 1580 and encodes 404 amino acids. Gene Ontology annotation, cellular component: membrane. Gene Ontology annotation, molecular function: glycosyltransferase activity. The transcript has 2 exons. NCBI's taxonomy places the organism in Eukaryota, Viridiplantae, Streptophyta, Magnoliopsida, Rosales, Rosaceae.